Molecule: messenger RNA, 468 nt
Organism: Punctularia strigosozonata HHB-11173 SS5
Lineage: Eukaryota; Fungi; Basidiomycota; Agaricomycetes; Corticiales; Punctulariaceae
Product: ribosomal protein S25
Exons: 3
Coding region: 36-350 (104 amino acids)
Cellular component (GO): cytosolic small ribosomal subunit
Molecular function (GO): structural constituent of ribosome
Source: RefSeq, a predicted model, not a curated record
CACUCCAUCCGUCCCACUCAAGAGGCCAUACCAAAAUGGCCAAAGCCAAGGCAGCGCCCCCACCAUCAUCAGGCGGAAAGUCGGCCAAGAAGAAGAAGUGGUCGAAGGGCAAGGUCAAGGACAAGGCCCAGCACGCCGUGGCCGUCGACAAGCCGCUGUUCGACCGCAUCAUGAAGGAGGUCCCCGGCUUCAAGUUCAUCUCGCAGUCGAUCCUCAUCGAGCGGCUGAAAGUCAACGGCUCGCUCGCUCGCGUUGCCAUCAGGCAUUUGGAGAAGGAGGGCCACAUCAAGCGGAUCGUGCACCACAGCGCUCAACUGAUCUACACGCGGGCAACAACAGGCACCGAUUAAACCUGGUUUUCGUGUUCUCGUCUACGGUCCUUCGUCGCUUUCAUCAUGUAUCAUGCACCCGCGCAAAACAUGCCUCCAUGAAACUCCAAAAUAUUCCGUGUGUUACCGGAGAGCGCUA